AUGACGACAGAGGAUUCUCAACGUGAUGGUAGCAGCCGCCAGGACCUCGAAGAUGACUCGGCAAUCACCGCGAAAACAAGAAACACCAAGGAGGAUUUCGAUAGCAGGGACACGGAAGGCAGAGAUGCUGCCGCGGGGACUUCUAAUACGAUGAAGCCAAGCACAACGUAUGGGAUCGGUCAGACUCGCCCGGAGCCUGAAAUAACAGGUGCUCCGUCCUCAUCUCACAGCGUAGCGCAGGAGGAUGCGGUGCUGCGCAAGGACUUCGAGUCCGGGCAAGAAGAAUCCAGUACACCCGUCAUUGCAGACAAUGCCUCACAGAUCGAUCCAUCGGCCCCCAAAGAGGCCCGUAUCGCGAACAACAUCAAGACCGCCAACACCAUUCCAGAUCCAGCGGUGUCGCUCUCAGCUGCCAGAUCCACCAUGCUGCCGCCCAGACCGAACAUGCUGCCUCCACCAAGACCCAGCACUGCUGCUUCCUCGUUCAUCAAUCCGACUCCCACCUUGACACCUGGCUCAACAUGGGGACCUUCCGCUGCUUUUGCCGCUGCUGCUCGAGCCGAAGCUGCCGAACCAGGAAGAAUCGGCGACCUCAAACGCUUCACUCUGUGGGAGACAAAGACACGCUUCUACCUCGUCGCAUACAACACUAGUCAGACAAGAUUUCGUAUUCUCAAGGUGGAUCGAACACCGCCCAGCCUCAAUGUGCCGCCACGUUCCGCUGCCGAGUCGGAGAAGGCUCGCGAUCCCGUCGCUACGACAGCCAAGAGCGCAGCUUCAGAGCAGGAAUCAGUCGUGCCUGCUGCAAAGGGUACUGUGUCGGCAGCUGGUUUAGCGGGCACUUCUAAGGAUGCGAAAGCCGAUGCUGGCAGAGGGCCAAAGGCUGAAGGUGCAGCAAGCGCAGCAGACUGCUCAGUGCGUGGACAACGGUUCCUUUCUCUCGACGAUCCGCAGAUUUGCAGACUCAACCGACGCAUGCUCGAUAGCAAGCAAGUACCUCGAGAUUCUGCAGCAACACCAGCUGUCCCUUCGGCAGCGAGCUUCACCAAGGCUACAGGCGCCAACGCCGCCUCAAAGCCGGCUCCCGUGUCCGCCGUAGCUGCCGAUAUCAGCACGAGCGCUCCUUCCACCUCUUCAGCAGCAAAGCCAACUGAGACGUCAUCAGCCUCAAAGACUUUCAGCACCGCCGCAAAGGGCAGCUCAAAUGAUUGGGAACUCAACGUCACCUCAGACCGCGUAGUCUACUCUCGCACUCAGGUGGCGGAGCUCCUCGACAUGAUCCGCGAGGGGAACCGCGCCACCGGUGGUCUCCAAGAAGUUGGCCGCUUCUUUGGCAUCGUCGGCUUCAUUCGCUUCACGAGCACAUACUAUAUGGUGCUCAUCAGUCGUCGCAGCGUGGUCGCCUUGAUUGGCGGCCACUACAUAUACCAUUGCGACGAGACGGUCAUUCUGCCCGUAUGCCAUCAAUCCGUGCUAUCAUCCAUGCCAGGGCGCACAAAGCUCCUGGAGCAGGAAGAGGCGCGUCUGCUGCAUCUCUUCAAGCAAGUUGAUCUCAGCAAGAACUUCUACUUUAGUUACACGUACGACUUGACCAAGACUCUCCAAGACAAUCUUACCUCGACGCCAGGUGAUCCCCUUGAGCAAGCUAGCUCCGUCUCGCCCUCCAACAAGCCCCUCACAGCGUGGGGCUACAACGAAAAGUUCAUCUGGAACCAUCAUCUGCUGCUGCCAGCCUUCGCCGCGUCAGAACACCUGCAACCCCACGAGGAUCCUCGGAAUGAAUGGGUCCUGCCAUUGGUCUAUGGAUUUGUCGAUCAAGCCAAGCUGAGCGUCCUCAACCGCACAGUGUAUACCACGCUCAUCGCUCGCAGGUCGCGUCACUUUGCCGGUGCACGCUUCCUAAAGCGAGGCAUCAACGAGCAAGGUCAUGUGGCCAACGACGUCGAGACCGAGCAGAUUGUCAGUGAAGCGCUUACGACCUCCUUCUUCGCCCCAGGCAGAAAGCCCUUCGAGCCGAAAAAGAGGCAUCCUGGGUUCGCACCCAAUGGAAGGCGGGGCAUGGAUCUGAUACGCGCGAGUCGCCUGCGCGAGAAACCCUACUUUCCGCCCUACAUGUCCGCGAACAGCAGCAAUGCAAGACCGCACCAUGAACAGGACGGCGAGGAAGACGAUGAGGACCUGCCCUUGGACGCCUCGCCUCGGUACACGUCUUAUGUCAUGAUGCGAGGAAGUAUCCCAGUCUACUGGACGCAAGAUUCGACCAACAUGUCACCUCGUCCUCCGAUCGAGAUCUCGCUGGUCGACCCAUACUAUUCCGCGGCGGCGCUGCAUUUCGACGAGCUCUUCCAUCGCUAUGGAACACCCGUCAUCGUGCUCAAUCUGAUCAAGGCCAAAGAGAAGCAAGAGCGCGAGGUCAAGCUGCUGAGAUCUUUCGGCGAAUGCAUCAGCUACCUCAAUCAGUUCUUGCCUUCUAGCAAAAGGAUCAAGUACAUCGCAUGGGACAUGAGUCAAGCCAGCAAGGACCAGAGUCAGGACGUCAUCGGCAUUUUGGAGGACAUUGCGCAAGAAAUGCUCGACACCACGCAUUUCUUCCACUCGGGUCCGGAGCCAGGUGCUGUUCGGGUUCAGCUGAACUCACGCGACGGGAGCAGCUCUGACGAGUCAAGAAGCACAGCCGCCCGCAGAAAGACGAUACUGCUGCAGGAAGGUGUCGCGAGGGUCAACUGUGUCGACUGCCUCGACCGGACCAAUGCAGCGCAAUUUGUCAUCGGCAAGGCGGCCUUUGGGCACCAGCUUCAUGCGCUCGGUCUGCUCGACGACCCUUACUUGCCCUUCGACUCGGAUGCCGUCAACAUGCUCACCGAGAUGUACCACGAUCUCGGCGAUACAAUCGCCAUGCAGUACGGCGGUUCUGCUCUCGCUCACACGACGGACACCUACCGAAAGAAGAACCAGUGGACCUCUCACUCGCGGGACGUGCUUGAGAGCGUCAAGCGAUACUAUGCAAAUUCCUUUGCUGAUGCAGACAAGCAAGCCGCAAUCAACCUCUUCCUCGGUGUUGACCCAAUGGCGCCAGAUUUCGCUCCGCAUGCUUUCCCAGAGACCAUCCUCGUGCCUACAACAGCCGGAGGAAGCCAUCAGGACGAGGAGAGCUCAAAGAAGGCAGUGCGCGCGGUGCCAUUCCGACCGCACUAUCAGCACUGGUACGAUCCUCUGCAUCUCCAGCCACACGGUUCCAUAGAAGCACGUCAACGGAGACUCAAGGAGGUCGCAAACGCCGAUGCUGGCUUCUGGGCCGAAUAUUAUCGACCGAGCCUCUUUACCGACCUCAAUCGUCACCACGCCUUCAAAAUGACCGCAGUGCACCAGUACUCGCAUCUGCAUGGUGGCGUGUCGCAUUCUUCGGGCGGCUUGGGGAUGCCGCACAGCCAGUCUGCUUUGAGCAUGUACUCAACACAGAUCGGCGGCACGGCAGAUCUCUCACGCCACACUCGCUCUGCAUCCAGCUCGAGUUUGGCUUCUACGGCGUUCAAUCCUAUGCAGGCUGAGCUGAUGGUCGAGUAUCCCAGCCCCUUCAAGCCGCGCGGGUACAAGAAUUCGCAGCAACAACAGCAUCGUCGUCAGUCGCUGGAAGAUGCACGUAGCUUCAUCACGCAGACAUCCGCGACUAUGGUCAAUGAUCCGCGAAGCCCUACCUCGCCUCAGAAAGGGUUUCAAUACUCGUCGUCCCCAGCGACGUCGACGACGACGACUCUGCCACCGUCGAAAGCGAUCAUUGGCGGAGUGCGACGCUGGAUCUCGAUCAACAAACCGGGUGGGUCUCCUCGAAUCGGCAUUCAUGGUCAGCGUAGGGGCAGCAAGCGAUACAGCAUCGCAUCCUCGGAUGGUGGAGAAGGUCCCUCUGGCGAUGCAGGACGGAAAGGUGCCUCGGUUCAGAGUCGCAAUGGUGGCAUGAAUGGAGCUAGCACGUCCUUGUCCUCAGGGAGCACAGCCGGUGGAUUCGACCCGCAUACCUUCAACUUCGCCGGCCGUUGGCAGACCGUCAAUCCCGUAGGCCCAGCCGUCGCUGGUGCCAACGUGGCCAUCGAGGCAGCGCUCACCAAGGCAUGCAAUCCGUACAUUUCGGAGGAGGAAGAGUCCGAGUAUGCAUUCUACACGACGCAAUUCCUCGACGAGUACGCGCGGCCGAGCGACACUCGCUCGGAUGAAGUCGCCGAUGUCACCAUCGGGCUCGAGCGGCACGCGCGUCCCGCGAAUGCGGCGUUGACGGACCAUCACCUGAUCGACGAGAAGGACAUCCAAAUCUACGAAGACGGAGUAGCGAUCAGCGACGGCAAGCCGAGCGCAGUGGACCGGUUCGUGCGCUACUCGAACGUCGACCCGGUGCUUGUCACGCAUGCUAAUGCUGCCAGCCAGCUCGCCUACUCGAUGGCAACUACUGCAUACCAGCCUGUACCCAUGACGGCGGGCGGCUCGUUGAGCGCUGUUGGCGGGGCAGUGUCUACUCCCGCGGUGCCGGCUACAGGCUUGACUGCGUCUGAGGCCAAGAUCCGCGCUUACAGCUCUUGGCUGUCGCUGGGACAGACCAAAUUGGCUAGCUUUUAG
This is a messenger RNA of Kalmanozyma brasiliensis GHG001, 4605 nucleotides long. RefSeq names its product Synaptojanin, N-terminal. Gene Ontology annotation, molecular function: phosphatidylinositol-3,5-bisphosphate 5-phosphatase activity. The record is from RefSeq and is a predicted model, not a curated record. Bases 1 to 4605 code for a protein of 1534 amino acids. Lineage: Eukaryota; Fungi; Basidiomycota; Ustilaginomycetes; Ustilaginales. The transcript has a single exon. Gene Ontology annotation, cellular component: intracellular membrane-bounded organelle. Gene Ontology annotation, biological process: phosphatidylinositol dephosphorylation.